Molecule: messenger RNA, 1083 nt
Organism: Apus apus (common swift)
Lineage: Eukaryota; Metazoa; Chordata; Aves; Apodiformes; Apodidae
Gene: SMLR1
Product: small leucine rich protein 1
Exons: 2
Coding region: 118-363 (81 amino acids)
Source: RefSeq, a predicted model, not a curated record
CUGAGCAAAGGGCAGAACGUGGAUGCAGGGGGAAAAGAAAAGAAAGAAAGCAAAAUAAAUUAGGUCCACACUUGGAGAUCUGAAGGAUCUUGCUAAGCACAGUUGCCACAGAGGAAAAUGGGUCUGCGUUACAUAUUUUCCGUGUUUGUGAGGGAGCUGCCUGGCUAUGUUAUUUUUGUUGGGAUCUUUAUGCCUGUGACUUUACUCCUGCUGCUGCUAAUUGCCUACUUCAGGAUGGAACUAUCAGAAGUUAAUGAGGAACUGGCCAUGCUACAAGACCCCGGAAAGGUCCUCCAGAAUUACCCUGGCCAGUGGCAGAAGCACAGGAGGUCUGAAAAAAAAGAGAACAAAAGCAAGAACUGAAGGACAUUUCAGGGCGUUUCAUGUCUCAGGAAGCAAGCUUACAUCUAGAACUGAGCUCAGGAGGUUUAAAAAUAACCAGCUGUAGAUAAUACCAUGAAGGAAAACAAAAUUUUGAGAAAAAAUUAGUGCUGUGUCGUACAAAUGAAACAGCCCUUGUUGUUCAAAAAGGUCUUUUAACAGUUUUGCUUUCUCACGUGAGGCCCAGUAAGCAGUACUUCAUGAUACUCAUCAGCCAUCAGAGACCUUUUGCAAUGCACUGUAUUGGUUCACUUACAUGACACAGGCUUUGGGAGGAGGGAAUGCACCUUGCUCACUAGCCCUUCCCUGGCCUACUGAGAAGAAAGCUAUGUAAUAAGCUUCAGAGAAAGCUGAGCUGGCUCAUAACAGGCAGGCAGCCUUAUUCAAUUGAAGAUGCAUAAACAGCAAGCUCAUGUCAAGAACUGACAUCAAGGAUAUUGAUAAAGGUGGUGAAAGGCAACUUGUUUUUUUUAAUUAGCUUGUACACUUUGGGAAAGACUGUAGGUUUUGUGAAGUGUGCUUUCCAUAGAAUUUGGAAGGAAAAUGUAACAGUGAUGGGAAACAAAAGGACUUCUCUCUGCUGAUUGACCAUGCCAAAUUUUGAAACCAUGAAAAGAUUCAGAUAGGAUUCUGUAAGCCAGUAAUUAUUCCAGUUUAAUGACAAAUGGAUGAAUUUUAAAUAAAUAAAUAAAAAAACCAUAA